Molecule: messenger RNA, 806 nt
Organism: Magallana angulata
Lineage: Eukaryota; Metazoa; Mollusca; Bivalvia; Ostreida; Ostreidae
Product: proteasome subunit beta type-2-like
Exons: 6
Coding region: 69-695 (208 amino acids)
Biological process (GO): proteasomal protein catabolic process
Cellular component (GO): nucleus; proteasome core complex; cytosol
Molecular function (GO): peptidase activity
Source: RefSeq, a predicted model, not a curated record
UUGUUUCACCGGAAGCGCAUUUUAGUUUUGCUUUUUCAUUGGUGUGAAAUAAAAAGGCAACAUUGAACAUGGAAUUUUUGAUAGGAAUUCAGGGAAAAGAUUUCGUUCUUGUAGCAUCUGACACUUCAUCGGCAAGGAGUAUAUUGUCGAUGAAACAAGACACAGACAAGAUGCAUAGAAUGACAGAUAAUCUUAUUAUGUUGGUCAGUGGAGAAUCGGGGGACACAGUGCAGUUUGCUGAAUUUAUCUCUAAGAAUAUCCAGCUUUAUAAAAUGAGAAAUGGAUACGACUUGUCGCCUUCAGCUGCAGCCAAUUUCACACGGAAAAAUUUGGCAGACUAUCUAAGAAGCCGGACUCCAUACAUGGUGAAUCUCCUUAUGGCAGGGUAUGACAAGAACGAGGGUCCCUCUCUUUACUUUAUGGACUAUUUGGCCUCAAUGAACAAGUGUCCCUUUGCCGCUCAUGGUUAUGGAGCAUUUUUCUCCCUUGCUAUUUUGGACAGAUACUACACAGAAGAUGUCACAAGAGCACGAGCAGUAGAAUUGUUAACCAUGUGUGUUGAAGAGAUUAAAAGAAGAUUUAUUAUAAAUCUCCCAGCCUUCAGAGUGCGAAUUGUUGAUAAAGAUGGAAUACAUGAGCUACCCACAAUUAAACCUCAGGUGUCCGUCCGCAGCAUUGCCAGUGAAUCACUAUAGUAAAGAAAAGUCAUCCAAUGUAUAGUGCUACACAUUGACUCUACAUAUUUGAUAAUGCCAUUUUUUUGUUACAUGAAUAUUGUAAUAUUAAAAAUCUCUCAUUGUAAUGAA